GAACGCGGGGCCGACGGGGCGAGCGCGGCGCAGAAAAUGGCAGUGAAUGUGUAUUCUACUUCAGUGACCAGCGAUAACUUGAGCCGACAUGACAUGCUGGCGUGGAUCAAUGAGUCUCUGCAGCUGACGCUGACCAAGAUUGAACAGCUGUGCUCAGGUGCUGCAUACUGUCAGUUCAUGGACAUGCUCUUCCCAGGUUCUGUAGCACUCAAGAAAGUGAAAUUUCAAGCAAAAUUGGAACAUGAGUACAUUCAAAACUUCAAGGUUCUACAAGCAGGUUUUAAACGAAUGGGUGUUGACAAAAUUAUUCCUGUGGACAAACUAGUGAAAGGAAAAUUUCAGGACAACUUUGAAUUUGUUCAGUGGUUCAAAAAAUUUUUUGAUGCAAACUAUGACGGGAAGGAGUAUGAUCCUGUUGCUGCUCGACAAGGCCAAGACACAAUAGCACCAAACCUUGUUACUCCAGUUGUGAACAAAACCAGGAAAUCUCUCGGUACUGGCAGUGCAGCCCCACAGAGGCCCAUUGUUGCACAGAGGACCCCAGCAGGUCCCAAAGCUGGGCCUGGGAUGGGCAAAAAGGGUGGAGGAGACGAUGAAUCGGCGGGAUUGAUUGAGCAGAUCAACGCAUUGAAAAUGACUGUUGAAGAUCUGGAGAAGGAAAGAGACUUCUACUUUGGCAAAUUGAGGAAUAUUGAAUUGAUCUGCCAGGAGAAUGAAGGGGAGAAUGAUCCAGUGUUGCAGAGGAUUGUGGAAAUUCUUUAUGCCACAGAUGAAGGCUUUGUGAUACCUGACGAAGGAGCACCGCAGGAGGAACAAGAAGAGUAUUAACAGACCACAUACUGUACCAGCAGAGCAGCAACAUCAGAAUUCUUUGCCCCAGAUCAUGUGCUUAACUGUAAAAUACUCCACUUUAUUCUUAGAGGACUCACUGGUUUCUUUUCAUAAGCAAAAAGUACCUCUUCUAAAGUGCACUUUGCGGAAGUUUCACUUUUACAGUGGGUUUGAGUUAGGAGCUCUUUCUCACGCUGUAGCAGAGCAGUAUUCACAUCGAGGUGGUAUAUUUAGGGAGCAAGAGGCUGAAUAUUUGGAACUCGUUGCAGAAUGGUUUGCUGGUAAAACACUGGUUUGUGGGAAGACUCUUUUUGUAUCUAAGGUGGUGUGCGGUAGAGAAAUUAAAAGACUGACUCACAGAAAGAUUGAGUUAAUGUGAAAUUGCAGAACAGAAAUUAUAAUAAAUGCCUUAAGAGUAUUUAAAAUAUGCUUCCAUAUGCCAAAUUGAAGUAAUGUGAUGGGAGAUUUUAUGUGCUUCAUAUUGGGGUAGACGUUUGUUUAACUCCAUUCACUGCUGUCCGAGAGCCCUUGCGUGGCAGUCUCACUGUGUCAGCAAGUGCUCAAAAGGGGCUAUUAAAACAAAACUCCAUUCCUAUGUAAAGCUGCUUACUAAGUGAUUAGUUCUCGAUGAAAUGGGCCUUAACGUUGCCUGUCACAAGAUUAGAGGGAGUAUGAACAGCUGAGACACAUAAAUUACCUUGAAGAGUGCUGAAGCCUUUUUCUGUGGCAUUGUGGCUUUGCCAAACGUACUGUGUUUUCUGUAAGAAAGUCAAAACAAAGCAAAGGGCACACAGUCUUACUGCCUAAAAUGUACUUCAGAAGUAAUUUUUCUUCCCUGGCUUUUGUUUUUAUUUGUUCUGCUUAUUUUCAUUUCUGUUGGAAUCCCUUCUGUUGUUCUCCCUUUCCCAUCCCAAGGAAUGCUGAACACACCCAGUAGUUGUAACAGGACUUGCACUGUGCAACUGGCUUUGAGUGAAAGUGAACUGAGCACAAGAGGAUGAUAUUUUUCUGUCUGCCUUUUUUUUUUUUUUCCCCCCCCUUUGAACCAGGGCAUAUUAGUAAUAACACUUGCCAGUUCAGUAGUAUUCUGGGGUAAAAACUAAAAGAUGCUGGCUAACAGAGCUAAUCUUAUUGCAGAAAAUACAGUACCGAGACUAACUUAAAUAUUAAUAUUUAAAAUACUUUCCUUAACUGUCCUUUUUUUGCUAUCAUGCCCCUCAUUACUGUUGUGUUUGGCAAGAUCCUGCAAGACUUUUGACCCCCCCCCCCCCUUCACUACUGAGAUUGAUCAGUCCUGUUGUGCUUGUAUUCAUUUGUUUCUGGUGGUAGCUUGUCCUAAAAUGUGUGUAGGAGAGCAUUUUAUGGUAACUGUGUAGUGCAUGAAUCUUUGUGAAGUUCAGAGAAAAACCCAAAUUCAGUGAAUGCCAAAAAUGCAAGUUUCUAGCCAUUGUUUAAAAUUGCAGUGGUGCUAUUUCUCUUGUGGCCUUUUAGACUUUUGUUGCCCUAAAACUCCAUUUUACUGAGAAACCAUAUUUGACUUGGAUUUUUCUUGACAGGGUUUUUCUAUUUUAAGCAGUUUCUAAAUAAAGUUCUGUAUUUCAAGAGUG
This is a messenger RNA of Cinclus cinclus, 2438 nucleotides long. RefSeq names its product microtubule associated protein RP/EB family member 1 (gene MAPRE1). Lineage: Eukaryota; Metazoa; Chordata; Aves; Passeriformes; Cinclidae. Gene Ontology annotation, biological process: regulation of microtubule polymerization or depolymerization; spindle assembly; protein localization to microtubule plus-end. Bases 37 to 828 code for a protein of 263 amino acids. Gene Ontology annotation, cellular component: spindle midzone; cytoplasmic microtubule; microtubule plus-end. Gene Ontology annotation, molecular function: microtubule plus-end binding. The record is from RefSeq and is a predicted model, not a curated record. The transcript has 7 exons.